AUGCUGAACACAAUGAUCUCCACCCUCCAGUGCCAGACAAUGAGAGGUCGUAGGCUGAAGGGGGCAUAUUCCAACCCCCUUUUUGUGCUGCUUUUGGCCCUUCAGAUCCUGGUGGUGGCUGGACUAGUUCGUGCUCAAACCUGUCCUUCUGUCUGCUCAUGCAGUAACCAAUUCAGUAAAGUCAUAUGCACUCGGCGUGGUCUACGAGAUGUACCAGAUGGCAUUUCCACCAAUACCCGGUACCUGAACCUCCAGGAUAACCUCAUUCAGGUAAUCAAGGUGGACAGUUUCAAGCAUCUGCGUCAUCUGGAGAUCCUGCAACUGAGCAAAAAUCAUAUCCGCAGCAUUGAAAUUGGGGCGUUUAAUGGGUUAGCCAGUCUCAACACACUAGAGCUCUUUGAUAAUCGACUGACAACAAUCCCCAAUGGAGCAUUUGAGUACUUGUCCAAACUUAAGGAACUGUGGCUAAGAAACAACCCCAUUGAAAGUAUACCAUCAUAUGCCUUCAACCGGGUCCCUUCUCUAAGAAGACUAGAUUUGGGUGAGCUCAAACGUCUUUCCUACAUUUCUGACGGAGCUUUCAAGGAUUUGAGCAACCUGCGUUAUCUAAACUUGGGAAUGUGCAACCUCAAGGAAAUUCCAAACAUUUUACCAUUGAUUAGGCUUGAAGAGCUAGAAAUGUCAGGCAACCAGCUCUCUGUCCUCAAGCCCAGCUCUUUUACAGGCUUAGUGAAUCUUCAAAAAUUGUGGAUGAUGCACGCCCAGAUCCAAACUAUUGAGAGAAAUUCAUUUGAUGAUCUUCAGUCACUAGUGGAGCUGAACUUGGCUCACAACAACCUGACCUUUUUACCACAUGACCUCUUUACACCAUUGCAUCGUCUUGAAAGAGUCCACCUCCAUCAUAACCCUUGGAACUGCAACUGUGACAUUUUGUGGCUCAGCUGGUGGCUUAAGGAAACAGUGCCUGCCAAUACCAGCUGCUGUGCUCGUUGCUUUACUCCUUCAGACUUUAAGGGACGCUAUAUUGGAGAACUGGACCACAGCUACUUCCAGUGUGACGUUCCUGUUAUUGUAGAGCCACCCAGUGACCUAAAUGUGACUGAGGGCAUGGGUGCUGAGCUUAAAUGUCGUACAAGCUCACUGACCUCUAUCUCUUGGCUCACACCAAAUGGCUCUUUGGUGACACAUGGGGCUUAUAAGGUGCGUUUGUCUGUACUCAAUGAUGGGACACUAAACUUUACUAGUGUAACAAUGCAGGACACUGGAACUUACACUUGUAUGGUUAGCAACACAGCAGGCAACAUUUCAGCUUCUGCUGUGCUCAAUGUUACUUCUGUGGAUAACAGUGGGGUGACUUAUUUUACCACUGUCACUGUAGAGGUGAUUGGGAACCCUGGGGAGGAAAGCCAAACAUCUCUUCCCCCAUUUGAGUGGAUACCAUCCUCAACUACAAAGGGUACUCCUGUUUCAACACGAACCACAGAGCGGACUUACACCAUCCCAGUUCUGGAUUUGGAUGGAGAAGGUGCCCUCAAUGGUCUGGAUGAGGUGAUGAAAACCACCAAGAUUAUCAUUGGCUGCUUUGUGGCAAUUACACUAAUGGCUGCUGUUUUGCUGGUAAUUUUCUACAAGAUGAGGAAGCAGCAUAACCAGCAGGACCCUGAUGGCCCUGCCUCCUCCAUGGAAGUUAUUACUGUUGAAGAAGAGCUUGCAGGUGUUGCUGCUAUGGAGAGACACCUAUCGCUUCCUCCACUGGAGCACUACAACCACUACAAUACCUACAAAAACACUUACCACCAUGCUCCUAUGCUCAGUUCCAUACACAGCUCAGCCACACAGGAACCUUUACUGAUUCAAGCUUGCUCAAAAGACAACGUCCAAGAGACCCAAAUCUAAUCAUAAGUUUGACUUUAUGCCCAGUAUUGCCAGUACCUUGGAAUACAAUGGAUCAAAACAUCAAGAUUAAAUUAAAAAACAUGCUGUUGACUUGAAAGUUGAUCUUAACUAUGACUAUGACACUUAAUCAGCAUUUGGCAAAUGAACAACAUCUGAUAUUUUAAAAAGGGUCUUUACAAAUACCAAGAUUAUUUAUUAAAAUAUGUCUAGUGG
Molecule: messenger RNA, 2109 nt
Organism: Nematolebias whitei (Rio pearlfish)
Lineage: Eukaryota; Metazoa; Chordata; Actinopteri; Cyprinodontiformes; Rivulidae
Product: leucine-rich repeat-containing protein 4C-like
Exons: 1
Coding region: 1-1896 (631 amino acids)
Biological process (GO): synaptic membrane adhesion; regulation of axonogenesis; modulation of chemical synaptic transmission
Cellular component (GO): postsynaptic density membrane; glutamatergic synapse; plasma membrane
Molecular function (GO): cell-cell adhesion mediator activity
Source: RefSeq, a predicted model, not a curated record